GGAAAAGAUACUCUUUAAAGAAGCAAACAACCUUCUAUACAAUAUUGUUGUAAACCACACUCAAGUAAAAAUAAUAAACCCCCAAAAUGUCUUCUGAUCCCCUCGAUGACGUCUUCACUCUUGAAGACCGUUUCUACACCCAAGGCUACAACCAAGGCGUCGAAGAUGGUGCCCGCGCAGGAAGAAUAGAAGGCCGCUCAUUCGGCAUGGAAAAGGGGUUCGAAAAGUUCCUCGAGAGCGGCCGUCUCGCCGGCAAGACUCUCGUCUGGGCAAACAGACUUCCCAAGAACACAGCCCAACAGGCCAACUCCUCGGAAAAGAACACAGACCAGCAGACCAACUCCUUGGAAAAGAGCUCAGAAACAUGCACGCUGCCGCCGCUGCCGAGCAAUCCCCGGCUAAAAAAGAAUGUCAAGCUCGCGUAUGCUUUGGUCGAGCCAGAGACAUUAUCUACGGACAACAGCGAUGAGGCUGUGCAGGAUUUUGAUGAUCGGGUUAAGAGGGCGCAGGGAAAGGUCAAGAUCAUCGAGAGAAUGUUGAAUUGAGAUGGUGAUGGUGAUCUCACUGAGACGGAGGUUUCAUAUCUGUGUUGAUGCUCUGCAAAAGGGUGAGAGCGUCACCGUACACAUUAUUAUACACAUAAACCGGCGCAGAGGCAUAGAAUUUUCAGCAUUCGUGGAGUUAUGGCGUCAGAGUUGGGAAUAUCAGAGGAACUGUAGGAGUUUAUAGGAAACAAAAAUGGGAAAUUCUAAUCUUUCUUCAUCUUAACUGUAUUUACACAAGUCGACCCUAUUGCCCGUCUUAUUUGAACGUCCUAGUAGGAUAGCCUUCACCAUAUGUCUGAUCCUCAUUGAGCUCGUACUUGUGCACAUCCCAUCCU
Trichoderma harzianum CBS 226.95 is the source of this 880-nucleotide messenger RNA. RefSeq lists its product as hypothetical. The transcript has 2 exons. Bases 87 to 545 code for a protein of 152 amino acids. Lineage: Eukaryota; Fungi; Ascomycota; Sordariomycetes; Hypocreales; Hypocreaceae. The record is from RefSeq and is a predicted model, not a curated record.